Molecule: messenger RNA, 2091 nt
Organism: Penicillium cinerascens
Lineage: Eukaryota; Fungi; Ascomycota; Eurotiomycetes; Eurotiales; Aspergillaceae
Product: RNA lariat debranching enzyme
Exons: 3
Coding region: 1-2091 (696 amino acids)
Biological process (GO): mRNA splicing, via spliceosome
Cellular component (GO): nucleus
Molecular function (GO): RNA lariat debranching enzyme activity
Source: RefSeq, a predicted model, not a curated record
AUGUCUGAAAAUCCUGGACUCCCCCGUCUUGCAAUUGUGGGCUGCGCCCACGGCUCGCUUGACCAGAUCUAUGCCGAUGUCAAGGUGGAGUGCGAAAAGCGUGGUUGGGAUACUGUUGACGCAGUCAUUCUGGGCGGUGACACUCAGACCCUCCGCAACGCCAAUGAUGCUACUUGCAUCUCUAUGCCCGCCAAGUACAGAAAGCUUGGCGAUUUUCCCUUUUACUACUCGGGCCAGCGCGUUGCUCCGUACCUAACAAUCUUUGUGAGCGGGAACCAUGAGUGCAGCAACUACCUGUACGAGCUCUACUACGGAGGUUGGGCUUGCCAUAACAUCUUCUUCAUGGGUGCGGCAAACGUUCUCCGUCUCGGUCCCAUUCGAAUCUCUGGAAUGUCUGGCAUCUGGAAGGGUUAUGACUACCGCAAACCUCACUCCGAGCGUCUGCCUUACAACGAUGAUGAGCUUCACAGCAUCUACCACAUCCGCGAGAUCGACAUCCGCAAGCUUCUUCAGGUCCGCACCCAGGUGGAUGUCGGUCUGAGCCAUGACUGGAUCCGUGGGAUUGAGUUCUAUGGCGACGCAGAGGGUCUUUUCCGCAAGAAGAGAGGCUUCCGCGAGGACGCCCAGCACGGCCGCCUGGGAAAUGCCGCCGCUCGUGAAGUCGUGGACCGUCUGCGACCGGGAUACUGGUUUUCGGCCCAUCUUCAUGUGAAGUUCGCUGCAGCUAUGCCAUAUGACAACGUGUCCCUGCGCAAGACUGACCCGACCGCCGACCAGCCUACCGAAUGGGCUGUGGAGGUUGCGGGCCCCACGACCCCUCAAGUGCCGACUGCUUCCCUUGCGCUUGAUGGGAACGUCAGCACCAAGGUCUCCCCAGAUGCCACCGAAUCCAAGGCCAACCCUCCUGCUACCGGUGACGAAAUGUCACGUCUUGCUGCGUGGAACAGUUUCCAAUCUUCUGCUAACAAGACUGAGGGGGAGACCACCCUCAGCAUGCGCGAACGACUUCAGCAAGCCGGGCCUCAGACUAUCCGAGCUGAGACUAACCACGAAUGGAAGCGUCUCGCAACUCACCAGAAUCACCGCUCAUUCGACACUGUCGUCGUUCACCAGGAGACUCUCGGUGGUACCUCCAAGAAGGCCAAGGUCCAGAACGACGAAGAGAUUGACCUGGAUUCUAGCGACGAUGACCACGAUUCCACUUCUACCGCCGCUGUUCCUCAGGGGAUGCUUGGUUCACCCAAGCAUGCGAAGGUCCAAAACAGCGAAGAAAUCAACCUGGACUCCGGCGAUGAAAGUAUGGAGUCCCCUUCACUCAAUGCCCCUGUGAAUGCUUCUGUGACUACCGACGGUGCUGGCGAUUCGAGAUCCCUUGUUGACCAGGCUAUUCGCAACAAGCUGCCCGCUAGUCUGUCUCGUCCUAUCGUUCCAGCAACCCAGGAGGUCAAGAAGACUACCCCCCAGGCUAUUCAGAAUAAGAUCACUCGCUUCUUGGCUCUGGACAAGCCGAAUAACCAUGAUCCUUACCUGCAGCUUAUUGAGGUUAAUCCUAUUUCCGACCAGGAGAACGUCCAAUGCCAACGCCCGUACCGCCUCCAAUAUGAUAAAGAGUGGCUCGCUAUCACCCGUGUCUUUGCAGAGGAUCUGCAACUGGGCGACCCGAAUGUUCCCAUGCCUUCCGACCUGGGUGAAGAGAAAUACCUGGAGAAGAUCCUGGUAGAGGAAGACUGGGUUGAAGAGAACAUUGUCCAGAAGGGCCUCAUGGAUGUCCCUUUCAACUUCCAGCGCAGUGCGCCGAAGUACGACCCCGCUGUCCCGAUUUCUACUACGGAGCAGCCAAUUGAAUACAACAACAUUCAAACUGCCGAGUUCACCAAUUUGCUCCAGAUUCCGAACAAGUUCGAGACCUCUGAGGAGGAGCGUCUGGCAAGACAUAGUGCUGGACCUCGUCCGAUGGCACCUGGUCGCUCACAUGGUGGUCGUGGAAACUCGAACCACCGUGGCCCUGGCCGUGGUCGCGGCGGGCGUGGGGGUCGUGGAGGACGUGGCGGGCGUGGCGGGCGUGAUCAUGGGCGUGAUCGUGGUCACUGA